AGUCAAAACAGCUACUACAAACGUUCUCUUCAUGUCCCUCUAGAAAACGCUGUCAAUGGCCGCAAAUUCUCCUCUUCCUCCUCCUCCUCCUCCACCUCCUCCUCCUCCCCCCUCAUCCUCUACAUUUUCCAAACCCUAAUCCUAGCAAAAGAGCAACCGAGAAAAUAACUAUCACCAUGAAGAUGCCGAUUGUAUUAUUUCUGCUGAUGAUGAUAACUCCAUUUCUCUGCUUAUCCAUUGAGGACGAUGUAAUGUGCUUGCAAGGCUUGAAGAACUCGCUCACUGACCCACUUAAUAGGCUAGACGGCUGGACCUUCACCAACAACUCCGUUGCCUCUGUCUGCAAGCUCACGGGUGUCUCUUGCUGGAAUGAGAGGGAGAAUCGCAUCAUCAGCUUGCAACUCACCUCUAUGGAGCUCGCUGGUGAGCUCCCAGAGUCCCUCAAGCUCUGCCACAGCCUCCAGGCUCUAGAUCUCUCCGAUAACGAUCUCUCGGGUCCCGUCCCCCCUCAAAUCUGCUCGUGGUUACCUUACCUCGUCACCCUUGAUCUCUCCGGAAACCGCCUCUCGGGUUCCAUACCCCCUGAGAUCGCCGACUGCAAGUUUUUGAACAGUCUCAUCCUCAGCAACAAUAAACUCUCGGGUUCAAUCCCCUACGAGCUCAGCCGGUUAGAUCGUUUGAAGCAGUUUUCUGUAUCAGGUAACGAUCUCUCUGGCUCGAUUCCUUCUGAUCUAUCGAGAUUCGGGCAUGGCGGAUUUGACGGGAACAGCGGGCUUUGCGGGAAACCCUUGUCGAAAUGCGGUGGGUUGAGCGCUAAAAAUCUUGCCGUGAUUAUAGUCGCCGGUGUCGUUGGUGCCGCUGGGUCUUUAAUUAUUGGUUUCGCGAUUUGGUGGUGGUUCUUUUUCAGGGUUAGCGAUAGGAAGAAGAAAGGUUAUGGUGUUGGUAGUGUUAAGGAUGACAGUAGCUGGGUUGAGUUGUUGAGGUCACACAAGCUUGUUCAGGUCACCCUGUUCCAAAAACCCAUCGUGAAGAUCAAAUUGGCGGACUUGAUCGCCGCAACCAACAGCUUUGAUUCGGAGAAUAUCGUGAUCUCAACGAGAACUGGGGUUUCUUACAAGGCCGUGCUGCCUGAUGGGUCUGCGCUCGCAGUUAAGAGACUUAGAGUUUGUAAGCUUAAUGAAAAACAGUUUAGGUCAGAGAUGAAUAGGUUGGGCCAGCUAAGGCAUCCCAAUUUGGUGCCUCUUUUAGGGUUUUGCGUCGUGGAGGAGGAGAGACUUUUGGUUUAUAAGCACAUGCCUAAUGGCACAUUGUACUCACAGUUACAUCAGGUUGGGUUUGGUGUUGAUCAUGUUGGGGUUUUAGAUUGGCCAACUAGGCUCAAAAUUGGUGUUGGUGCGGCCAGAGGUUUUGCUUGGCUGCACCAUGGUUGCCAGCCCCCCUAUUUGCACCAGUAUGUUAGUUCGAAUGUGAUACUUCUCGAUGAUGAUUUUGAUGCUCGGAUUACAGAUUUUGGAUUAGCUAGGCUAUUGGGUUCUCGUGAUUCGAAUGACAGCUCUUUUGCCAAUGUGGAUUUGGGGGAAUUUGGAUAUUUAGCUCCCGAGUACUCUAGCACCAUGGUUGCAUCACUUAAAGGGGAUGUUUAUGGGUUUGGGAUUGUGCUCUUGGAGUUGGUCACUGGACAAAAACCUCUUGAGAUCAGUACUGCUGAGGAAGGAUUCAAAGGAACUCUGGUGGAUUGGGUCAAUCAAGCGAUAAGCAGUGGUAGAGGGAAGGAUGUCAUUGAUAGAUCUAUAUGUGGCAAAGGUCAUGAUGAUGAAAUUAUGCAAUUUUUGAGGGUUGGUAGUUGUCUGGUGUCUAGACCGAAGGAAAGACCUUCUAUACAGGUUUACGAGUCAUUGAAGAGCAUGGCAGAGAGGCAUGGCUUGUCUGAGCAGUAUAAUGAUUUCCCGAUGAUAUUUGGCAAACAAGAUCCUGACUACAAGGAUUAAUCUUGGUGGCAACAAGACGAGAAGAGGAACUUCCUUGCUGUAUUCUAUGUUUCUUGGAGCUCUUAGCAAUGGGUAUGAUUUCCAUUUGAACAGGAUCACCUGCUCUAACGCACAUUUGUUUGAUAAUUCUGUAAAUUACAUUAAGUAUUUUAUGUACCGUAGCUUGUAGCUUUAGUGCAGUCAAAAUAAUCUGCUGUUUUCAUCCUGGAGAAAGCUGUUUCUGUACCCUCAAGAGUUUGUUCUAAGCUGUUUCUUCAGGAAUUUCUGUGCAUGUAUUUCUUGAAUAUUAAGGCAAUUCUAAUUUCAUACCACAUGAAUUUACUCCUCUAGUGAA
This is a messenger RNA of Carica papaya (papaya), 2322 nucleotides long. NCBI's taxonomy places the organism in Eukaryota, Viridiplantae, Streptophyta, Magnoliopsida, Brassicales, Caricaceae. The record is from RefSeq and is a predicted model, not a curated record.